Messenger RNA from Sesamum indicum (sesame), 4188 nucleotides. Its product is annotated as cellulose synthase A catalytic subunit 2 [UDP-forming]. The record is from RefSeq and is a predicted model, not a curated record. Gene Ontology annotation, biological process: cellulose biosynthetic process. Gene Ontology annotation, molecular function: cellulose synthase (UDP-forming) activity. Gene Ontology annotation, cellular component: membrane. Lineage: Eukaryota; Viridiplantae; Streptophyta; Magnoliopsida; Lamiales; Pedaliaceae.
CUGUCCCUUUUGCAUUACGCGUUGAACCUUCAAGUUUUCCCUCUCUCUCUCUCUACUUCUCUCUCUCUCAAUUGUAGUAUAUGUUUUCAUUUCUUGAAUCUUUUUGUAAUUGUUUUUAAAGAAACACUCCCAAGUUUUUUGUCUUUGUCGAUCAUUUCUUCAACCCUCGUGGCGUAUGAUUCUCUGAUCCACACCCACAGCUCACAAGCAACACAGAGAGAGAAAAAUUACUUAAGAGAGAGAGGGAGAGACCCUUUAUCAUAAACAGGGGGUUUCUCUCAAGAAAAGAAUCAGAGAGAAAAACCCACCCACCAAAAACCAGAAGGACUCUCUCUUUAUUAUAACACCGACAUUUUCCUUCACCGAAUGCAAUUAUACUUUUUUGUUCUCAUUGGCGUCUGUUAAUGUAUCAUUUUCAGUUCAUUGUUUAAUGGGAGGGGGUUGUGUUUAAGAAGAAGAAUAAGGCAGAGGGACACUCGCAUUUCUUUCUUCCUAUGGAGUGAAUCAUAGUCUGUUUUCUUGCUCUCUGUUUCUAUUGAUUUGAAGUCGUUUCACAGUGUAUGAGUCGUGAGAUUUGAGGGUGCUGUUUCUCGGAUGGAUACGAAAGGGAGGCUUGUGGCUGGUUCACAUAACAGGAAUGAGUUUGUACUCAUCAAUGCUGAUGAGAUUGGAAGAGUGACUUCUGUGAAAGAGUUGAGUGGACAGAUUUGUCAGAUUUGUGGAGAUGAGAUUGAAUUCACUGUUGACGGGGAGCCCUUUGUUGCCUGCAAUGAAUGCGCGUUCCCUGUUUGUAGACCGUGCUAUGAAUAUGAGAGAAGGGAAGGCAAUCAAGCUUGUCCUCAGUGCAAAACCAGAUACAAGCGAAUAAAGGGGAGUCCCAGAGUCGAUGGAGAUGAAGAUGAGGAUGAAUUUGAUGAUUUGGAGAAUGAAUUCGAUUAUAAUGCUCAGCACAUUGCUGAAGCAUCUCUCUCUUCUCGCCUUAACAUUGGCCGAAGUGCUUCUGGAAUUUCUACUCCGUCCGAAUUGGAUCCCUCAGGUGUUAUCUCAGAAAUUCCUCUCCUUACAUAUGGUCAAGAGGAUGAUACAAUCUCAGCCGACAAACAUGCUCUAAUUAUCCCCCCUUUUAUGGGCCGGGGGAAGCGAGUCCAUCCGGUGCCAUUUACCGAUUCAUCCAUGACUUUGCCGCCACGACCGAUGGAUCCGAAGAAAGACUUAGCUGUAUAUGGCUAUGGAACUGUUGCCUGGAAGGAAAGAAUGGAGGAAUGGAAGAGAAAGCAAAAUGAUAAACUUCAAGUGGUUAAGCAUCAAGGAGAUAAAGGUGGUGGGGAUGAGCUGGAUGACCCUGAUUUACCCAAGAUGGAUGAAGGCAGACAGCCGCUUUCCAGGAAGCUACCCAUUCCUUCCAGCAAGAUAAACCCUUAUAGAAUGAUCAUUUUACUGCGAAUGGCAAUUCUUGGAUUGUUCUUUCACUAUAGAAUUCGUCACCCUGUCAAUGAUGCGUAUGGAUUGUGGCUAACAUCAAUCAUAUGUGAGAUUUGGUUUGCUGUUUCAUGGAUAUUUGAUCAGUUUCCAAAGUGGUUCCCUAUUGAGCGAGAAACAUACCUAGACAGACUGUCACUAAGGUAUGAGAGAGAAGGAAAGCCCUCUGAGCUAGCUUCUAUGGACGUAUUUGUGAGUACAGUGGAUCCCAUGAAAGAACCUCCACUUAUUACUGCCAACACAGUUCUUUCUAUACUUGCUGUGGAUUACCCCGUUGACAAGGUUUCAUGCUAUGUGUCUGAUGAUGGUGCUGCCAUGCUUACUUUUGAAGCUCUUUCUGAGACAUCUGAAUUCGCCAGGAAAUGGGUCCCGUUCUGCAAGAAAUAUUGCAUAGAGCCUCGGGCUCCUGAAUGGUACUUCGCACAAAAGGUUGACUAUUUGAGAGACAAGGUAGAACCAACUUUUGUGAGGGAACGUCGUGCAAUGAAGAGAGAAUAUGAAGAGUUUAAAAUUCGAAUUAAUGCUCUGGUUGCCAUGGCGGCAAAGGUUCCUGAGGAGGGUUGGACCAUGCAAGAUGGAACUCCGUGGCCAGGAAAUAAUGUCAGGGAUCAUCCUGGAAUGAUCCAGGUAUUCCUGGGUCAAAAUGGUGUUCGCGAUAUUGAAGGGAAUGAGUUGCCUCGUCUUGUAUAUGUUUCUCGUGAGAAGAGGCCUGGAUUUGAUCAUCACAAGAAAGCUGGUGCAAUGAAUGCUUUGAUACGGGUCUCAGCUGUUAUCUCAAAUGCUCCAUACCUACUUAAUGUUGAUUGUGAUCACUAUAUAAAUAACAGCAAGGCCUUCAGAGAAGCUAUGUGUUUCAUGAUGGAUCCUCAAUCUGGAAAGAAAAUAUGCUAUGUGCAAUUUCCUCAAAGAUUUGAUGGAAUUGAUCGGCAUGAUAGAUAUUCAAACCGCAAUGUUGUCUUUUUUGAUAUAAAUAUGAAAGGGCUUGAUGGGAUCCAAGGUCCAAUUUAUGUCGGGACUGGAUGUGUCUUCAGGAGGCAAGCACUUUAUGGAUAUGAUGCCCCCAAGAAGGCAAAACCCCCUGGCAAAACAUGCAAUUGUUGGCCAAAAUGGUGUUGCUGCUGCUUUGGCUCUAGAAAGAAGAACAAGAAAGGGAAAUCGAAGGAAAACAAGAAAAAGACCAAGAGCAGGGAAGUUUCAACACAGAUUCAUGCUCUUGAAAACAUUGAGGAAGGAAUAGAAGGAAUUGAUAGCGAAAAAACAUCCCUCAUGCCCCAGAUAAAGUUUGAGAAGAAAUUUGGACAGUCGCCCGUUUUCAUUGCUUCAACACUUCUAGAACAAGGUGGUGUACCCCCAGGAGCAACAUCAGCAUCACUCUUGAAAGAAGCCAUUCAUGUCAUUAGUUGUGGUUAUGAAGAUAAAACAGAAUGGGGAAAAGAGAUCGGAUGGAUUUAUGGUUCUGUUACUGAAGAUAUCUUAACGGGGUUUAAGAUGCAUUGCCAUGGCUGGCGAUCAGUGUACUGCAUACCCAAAAGACCUGCAUUCAAGGGGUCGGCCCCAAUCAAUCUUUCAGAUCGUUUGCAUCAAGUUCUUCGAUGGGCCUUGGGAUCAGUUGAAAUUUUCUUGAGUAGACAUUGUCCUAUUUGGUAUGGAUAUGGGUGUGGCCUGAAACCGCUGGAGAGAUUUUCAUACAUAAACUCAGUUGUCUAUCCCUUGACUUCACUUCCUCUGAUUGCUUAUUGCACUUUACCAGCAGUCUGCCUGCUUACUGGAAAAUUCAUUGUCCCAGAGAUCAGCAAUUAUGCCAGUAUAGUUUUCAUGGGCCUCUUUAUAUCGAUUGCUGCAACUAGUAUCCUGGAGAUGCAGUGGGGAGGUGUCGGAAUCGAUGACUGGUGGAGAAACGAGCAGUUUUGGGUGAUUGGUGGUGUCUCAUCUCACCUUUUUGCUCUAUUUCAAGGUCUUCUUAAGGUUUUGGCUGGUGUAAACACAAACUUCACAGUUACGUCAAAAGCAGCCGAUGAUGGAGAGUUUUCAGAGCUUUACCUCUUUAAGUGGACAUCUUUGUUAAUCCCACCCAUGACUCUGUUGAUCAUCAACAUUAUUGGAGUGGCCGUUGGGGUUUCAGACGCCAUAAAUAACGGGUACGAAUCAUGGGGCCCUCUUUUUGGCAAGCUAUUCUUCGCGCUUUGGGUCAUUGUUCAUUUAUACCCCUUCCUCAAAGGUUUCAUGGGGAAACAAGACAGACUUCCCACCAUCAUCGUGGUAUGGUCCAUUCUUCUGGCUUCUAUAUUCUCUUUGUUGUGGGUUCGUAUCAACCCAUUUGUGUCAAGGGACGGGCUCGUGUUAGAAGUUUGUGGGUUGGAUUGUGAUUAGAUACAAAGGAUAAAGUUUUAGGUGGUUUUGAGUUUUAUAUAUGUAGAAAAAAGUUGUUUGGAACUGCAAAAUAGAGAUUAAUCUCAGGGCGAACCCUGGAAGCAUUUUGGUCACCAAUGAGUGCAUAAACAACAUAAAGGAGUUUGGAAGAAGCUCUGGGGUUAUUUGUGUGUAGAUAAAAAGGUGCUAGUGCACACAAUUAAAUUGUUAUGCAAAGUUUUAUUUUUUUCUUUCUCCUUUUAGUUUAUUCUUUGGAUAAGUUGUGUUCUGUAAUCCCAAAAGAACAAGAAGUUACUCUUUUCAUAAAUUAUAUUCCCUUCUCAAUAAGGGCUUGAUAGA